This is a messenger RNA of Labrus mixtus (cuckoo wrasse), 5127 nucleotides long. It is a transcript of the gene ak9, whose product is annotated as adenylate kinase 9. The coding region runs from base 177 to 5012 and encodes 1611 amino acids. The transcript is spliced from 33 exons. Gene Ontology annotation, cellular component: mitochondrion; cytoplasm. Gene Ontology annotation, molecular function: AMP kinase activity; ATP binding. Gene Ontology annotation, biological process: nucleobase-containing compound metabolic process. The record is from RefSeq and is a predicted model, not a curated record. Lineage: Eukaryota; Metazoa; Chordata; Actinopteri; Labriformes; Labridae.
AUACAGAUCUGCUCAACACACACAUCAAAAAUAAAACAGAGCAAGGCCUGGAGCUCUUAAAUAUCCUAUUUGCGGGUAGAAGUAUACCAGAAGACCUAAUUUUCCAGCUGAUUCUUGCCAGGCUUAACUCACCAGAUGUGGAGCAUUAUGGUUAUGUUCUGAGCUGCCUACCGUUCAUGUCAGAUGAAUCUUUGAAGAUUCCUGAGCAGAUUGAGCUGAUCAAAAACCUCAAACUAUCACCUGAUUUCAUCAUCAACAUCAAGUGUCCAGAUAAGGAUCUGGUCAAUAGAUUGUCCGGUCUGAAGCAGCACCCAGAAACAGGACAAGUGUACAACAGGGAUCAGUGGACGCAGAAGGAGGUCUUUAACAAGAAGAAAGAGAACAAGGAUGAAGAAGAGGAGGAGGAGGAGGAGGAGGAGGAGCAGGAUAUUAUUGACCAGAUGGUGUGGACACCUGAGAACCUGCCGAGAAAUGCUUUUCCCAGAAUUAAGAUGUACAGAGACACAAUGCUCAGACCACUCGAGGACUACAUGACAAACCACAACCCCCUCUACUUGUUGGAGCUGGAUGGAAACAUGUCACCUGGAGAGCUGCACUCGACUGUGAUGUCUCGUCUUGGAUCCAUGAUGAUAAAGUGCGUCUCAGUUCCAGUCCCCCUGCACCAGACUGAUGAAGAGGAACUUUCAGAGCAUAUUGACACAGAGGAUCUGCUAAGACUCAUGUCCUCAUCCAGGACAGUGGCCCCUGGUUUUAGAUGGAGAAGAAGCCGCUGGGGCCAAACUUGCCCUGUUGCUCUAAAGGAAGGAAAAGUAAUUCCUGGUCAACCUGAAUUAUGUGUGGGCUUCCAGGACAAACUGUACAUACUGUCAUCUCAGGAGGCCUACCAGAAGUUUGUCGCAAACCCCCGGCAGUACCUUCUUCCUCCAAUGCCCAGGCCUCCUUGCAGAGUUGCCAUCAUUGGACCUCCACAGGCAGGGAAGAGCACACUAUGUCAGCUUCUGGCUCAGCACUACAACGCACUGGUGCUUGAUAUGGAGAAAUUGGUUCUGCCGGUUUUGGAAAAGGUUGAGCAGGACAGGCUUGACCAAAUCAAGGACGAGACAACACAGGUCGCUAUUGAGCAAAUCAAGAAGAAGAUGCAGCAGGAGAGAGAUAAUUCAGUUACAGAGGAUCAUCCAGAGGUACAAGCAAUGGUUCUGACUGCGUUGGAAGAAGCCAAACAAAUGAGUACAAAUCCCAUGAGCCUGUAUACAGAGGUACUGGAGAAGCGUUUUAAAGAGAUUGAGGAGGCUGACUCUGAUUCAGAUGUCAGGACUGGAUGGGUGCUGGACAACUUUCCCAAGAACUAUUCACAAAUCAAUGAUUUACAGCAAGCAGAAAUCCUGCCUGACACCCUCAUCUGUCUGAGUGACAGUGAUGGAAAUCAGGUUUUGAGGAGAUUCUAUGAGAAGAACAAGGAGAGCGUGGAUGAAGCUGUAAGGAAGAGGUUGCAGGACAAACAAUCUCAGAAACAAAAACAGGAUUUAAAGCAGAAGGAGCAAGAACAAAAGGGGGAGGCCACAGCUGCAGAACUGCAAACAAAUCUAGAGACAGUUGUGGAAGAAAUGGAAGAAAACCCUGAACAAUCUGAAACUACCAAUCCUGAACAUCCUGACAUAAACGAAAAAGAAGCUGUGGCAUUACCUGAUCAUUGGGAGUUGGGUUAUCCAGACGGCCCUGAGAUGAAUGACUAUAAGCUGCAACUGAAACAGUUUGUGUCCGAAUGGGAGAAAAUGAAGUCCAAUUUAGAUGUGUCCUACUCAGUACUGGAGAUUGGUGACAAAAGCCCUGAGGACCUGCUUCAGGAGGUGGUCCUUCAGAUCGAGAAACCCUUUCAGUACAUGUCCUGGGAGCUGUCAGAGAUGGACGUGGACGAAGAGGCUGAGGAUUUCGAGGCCUUAGCAGAGCUAGAGAGAACUGAGGAAGGCAGCAUGGAUAAUUUUGAAGCAGAGGACGAGGACGAGGACGAAGGACACUCACCAGCCAAGAGAUUAUUAGGCGAUACUGAUCAUUUCUGCCCUGUGGCUUUGAAAAACCAAAAUGUCCUGUGGCCGUGUACGGAAGAAACCGCAGCCAAGUACCGUGAGAAAACCUUCUACUUCUCCAGCCCAGAAGCGAGGGAGUCUUUCCUGCAGAACCCUGCACAAUUUGUUGCACAGAAUGAGCCUCUUGAGCCUCCUGCCCUUCGGAUAUUUUUGCUUGGCACCAGAGGGUCAGGCAAGACCACUCAGGGUGAGUGGCUGGCCAAGCAGCUUGGCCUCUUCCACGUUCACUUCAGGGAGCUACUCCAAAUGCUCAUCAUGACCAAGACAAAGACAAGAGUACCUUAUGCUGAUGAAGUGGACACUAGUGACGGGUCUUCUGAGGAUUUGGAGGCUCUGAUAAGGGAAGAGAGGGGGCAGGAGGAGACAGAGAGUGAGGAUCCCUCUGCCAGCAUCAAUGACAUGGAGCAAGAAGGAGAGCUGACUGAUGAGGAACAUGCCAUCAAAGCUUACCUGUCUGAUGGAUAUCCUCUGCCUCCAGAGAUCCUUGAUAAUGUUUUAGAGCCGUUUUGGAAAAAUGAGCCAUACAGGUCAACAGGUUUUAUUUUGGAGGGCUUCCCUCAUAAUGCUAAGGAGGUUCAGUACAUGGUACAGCAACAGCUUUUCCCUGAUGUUGUUGUGGUCAUGGCGGUGGAUGCCUCUGAUGUUCAGAAGCGUCUCUUGCCGACAUACCUAAAUAAAUGGCGCGAUCGCCGCCGCAGGAAUGAAGCACAGCUUGUCCUCCUUCGUGAUCUACGUGCAAAGAAUCGGGCAGAAAAAAUUGCCCAAAGAAGAGCUGAACUCAUGGAAGAGUUAGGCGGCAAUGCAGCAAUAACAAAGUCCAGACAUCCCAGCGAUGAGGAAGAUGAUGGGGAGGAUGAAGCUAGGGGUAACAUAGAGGACGAGAUAAAGGUCAUGCUGGAAGAAGAGUUUCCUUUAGAAGAAGAUAAUGAAGACACAGAGAAUGAGGAGACUGAAGAGGCAGCAUCCGAGAGGCUGGAAAUCGAGAUAGAAGAGCGUUUUGUGACAGAUGAAAAUGGCGUCAUUACUGUGACGGAGCUCCUGAGUGAACAAAACAUACCCAAAGUGUCUGUAGGUGCAACCCGCAAAAUCUGGAUAGUGCAGCAUCAGCUGCUCAAGAAAAUCCAGCCCCUGCUGACCAAUAGGGAGUCUCUUUUCCAAAAAUGCCAACCCAUCCCAUAUAGCCUGGCACAAAAGCUGCUGCUCACUUCCUACAAGCUCCACAGUGCCUUUGGCUGCUGGGACCCCAUCAAGCAAUUUAAAGAGCCUGACUUGAUCCAGCCUCUGCAGUGGCCUCUCAAUACGACAUUUCCUCUAAUCUUCCAUCAGUUUAUCUACUUCUUUGCGACUAAGGAAAACCGCAGCAUUUUUAUGUUGAACCCUUUGAAAUACAUCAGGCAGCCAAAGCCCUUUGCAUUGCUCCCUGUUAAAAUAGCUAUUCUUGGACCACCCAAAUCUGGGAAAACCACUGUGGCACAGAUGUUUGCUAAGAAAUACGGUUUGGCCCGACUGUCCAUUGGUGGGGUUAUGCGUGAGGUGCUUAAUACACAGGAGAACACUGAUCUGGCUGUCCAGAUGAAAAGAUAUCUGUCCCAGGGACUUGUUGUGCCUGAUGAACUUGCCAUUCAGUGUCUGGAGGUGGCACUCAUGAGCUCAGUCUGCAGCACCAGAGGGUAUGUGUUGGAUGGCUUUCCAAAGACAUUAAAGCAGGCAGAGCUGAUGAGUUCAAGGAGCAUCAUUCCCAUGACAGCAGUUGAGCUGGAGCUGGACACAGUGGAGGUGCUAAAGAGAGGCCUCUUGGACAAGAUGAAGCCUAACAAGCCUCAUGUUAUGCAUGACAGCUCUGAGAUCCUCCACAUUCGUAACUCCUGUUACAAGGAGGAGAUGGAGCAUGUGAGGCAACACUUCCAGCAACAAUAUCAGAACCUGAUCCUGCUGGAUGGCUCAAAGAGCCAAUGGUGGAUCUGGAACAACAUUUUAAAGGAGACUAGCAUCAACAUGAAAUGUAUCCACAACUUCUUGGAGAGGAUACAAAGAGGACAAUCAGCUUGCAUCAACAGACUAUGUGUCACACCCACGGAGCUGCAGAAUCGACUUGGAGAGUUUGGCCAGUACUGCCCUGUCUGCCUGGCUCUACAUCUCCACCUAGUGGACUGCUCAGAAAUUGCAGCUUUAACUCAUGCAGCGCAGUACAGGGAACACUAUUACAAAAUGUGUGGCGAAGACCAUUUACAGAGGUUCCUGACCAGUCCGGAUCAAUUUGUGACUCCUGGCUGCCCGCACACUCUCCCACAACCCCACCUGCUGCCACAAAAGCUAACAGAGACUCAGGUGAAGAACAGGUUUCCACAGCAAGUUGAAAUGAAGGGCUUCUGUCCGGUCACUUAUCUGGAAGGAAAGCAAAGGUAUGAAGCCCUGGUUCGUGGUAAGAUGGAGUUUGCUGUGGAAUACAAAGAACGGAUCUACAUUUUUGAAACAAAGCAGAAACAGGACAAGUUCUUAAGGAUUCCUGAAACCUUCUGCGACCAAAAGCUGCCAAGUAAAGUCCCUCCUCUUUGUGAGCCUGUACCCCUCACCUCCCUGCCCACACUGGGCUACCUGGAGCAGGGUCUUGGGGUUGCAGUCAUCAAGGCCAUGACAGCUGUUGGGUGUCUAAAACCAAAGUAUCCUUUCCUAAGUAUCCAAAGAUCAGCCCUCCACUAUGUGGCCUUCUAUCUGAAAGCUUUCAACCACAAGAGCACAGACUACACCCGCCAGAAGUACAAAAAGAAGCUGGCCUUGUUUGAGGAGAACUGCGAGCUCAUUCCCUACCUAAGCUCAACAAUGAGGAGGAACUACAAGCCCCUACGUGAACAUCCUAUUGACUUUGAGUUCAAACUUAACCGUUUUUUGGCCUUGGGAAACAUGUCAGGUGCCAGCAGUGUUCUGUAGUUGUGUUGAAACUUUGACUUUCACUAUUUUGUGUGGAGAAUUGUGUAACAAAAAAAUAAUUUGAAAGUGGUGUGAGUUUAUUAUUUCAAGAGUUACAUGUAAUAAAAUAUUUUUC